AUGGACGAGCGCUCCAACAGGUGGCUGCUGCCGCCGCUGCUGGCCCUGCUCUUCCUCCUCAUCGUCUACCAGUACGUGUCGCCCGCCUGCCCCGGCGCCGCCUGCUCCCGCCGCCCGCCGGCCUCCGCCGCCCGCCGCGGGGAGGGCCCGGCGGAGCGGGAGGAGGAGGAGGAGGUGGCGGGCUUGAAACCGCAAACGCUACGAGAUCCACACCACACCCGGCCCUCCCCAAGCAAAAAUAAGGAGAUUAUAAGGCGCAACAUCCGCCUGGAGCAGCCCUGCUACUGCCGGGCCGGGCAGAAGAAGUGCGCCUGUCACCGCCCGGGCGGCGAUAAGGACACCUGGCUCUUCUCCCGCUUCUCCACCGGCUGGAGCUGCGGGCUGCACGCCGACUGGACCGAGCUCACCAGCUGCGUGCCCGCCGCCAUGGAGCGCCGGGGCUGCGCCGGCAACCGCACCCUCAGGAAUUUCUAUUACAUCACGAUGCUGAGGGAUCCAGUGUCACGGUAUUUGAGUGAAUGGAAGCAUGUCCAGAGGGGUGCGACAUGGAAAACUUCCCUUCAUAUGUGCGACGGAAGAAGCCCAACGCCAGACGAGCUGCCUACCUGUUACGAAGGAGAUGACUGGUCUGGAGUUACUUUACAGGAAUUCAUGGAUUGUAGCUACAACUUGGCCAACAACCGCCAGGUGCGCAUGCUGGCAGACCUCAGCCUGGUGGGAUGCUACAACUUGACUUUUAUGAAUGAGAGUGAAAGAAAUGUGAUUCUUCUCCAAAGCGCCAAGAACAAUCUGAAAAACAUGGCCUUCUUUGGGCUCACGGAGUUUCAGAGGAAAACGCAGUAUCUCUUUGAGAGGACAUUCAACCUGAAAUUCAUUUCCCCCUUCACCCAAUUCAACGUUACCCGGGCCUCCAAUGUGGACAUCGGUGAGGAUGUGCGGCAACGGAUAGAGGAGCUGAAUUUCUUGGACGUGCAGCUUUAUGAAUACGCGAAGGACCUGUUUUUGCAGCGCUUCCAGUACUCCAAGCAAGAGGAGCAUCAGAAGAACCGGCUGAAGAGGCGAGAGGAGCGGCGACUGCUGCGGGAGCAGAGGGCUCACCAGUGGCCAAGGGAAGAGGCAGCAGAAGUCACCGUUACUGAAGAUUACAAUAGUCAAGUCGCAAGGUGGUGACGCUUCUCCAUCUUGACUAACCAAUGAGAGGAUCAGAGAGUUUGUGCAACUUGGCUACCUGGGAAUUAGCCAAGGAGCCACUUUGGUAAAUGAGACCACGUCUGACAACUACCCCUCCUUGUCUCUGUUUUUCUUGGUUUCUGCCAGUGAGGAGAAUGUAUUUUUUUCUCAGUUGGCAUUAAUUAGUGUUAUUAAAUGGGAGUAGAAUAGAUUCCUGUCCAAAAAGACUUCCUUCAAAGCCCUAAGCUAUAAGGAUGGUUUGAAGAGAGAGUGUAAACAGACGUACCCUAUACAAUCUAGGCUACCAAAACUUGUGCAGACAUGAAUGAAAAAUUGAAAAAAAAAUCUGUUGGUUCCUCUGUGAUGUGAGAGCUGGUUUAUUUCAUACUGUCCUUUGCAACUGUAGUACAUAGUUUUCUAGUGAAUGAAGUGGAGGAAAGCUUCAAACUUCUACAUGCUGUGUUUUGAUUAAGGGAAGAAUUUGCUGGGGUGAUUAAAAAAGACCUAGGAAAUGUGGGAUUGGGGCAUUGCUUGUUCUAUUCUGCUAGCCAGCAAUCAGAGAUGAUAUAUAAGUGAAGUGAUGGGGGAGGUUAGCUUAUUUCUUCACAGAUGCUGAGAGUGCCAAGCCCAGCCAUGUAACAGCCGUCUUUCUGAGCCUGUGUGGCAAAGGGAAAGCCUUGAGAAAUGAGGUCCACGUGGCAGCUGGGCACACAUCGUGAAGAUUAUCUGCCUGAAGGCAAUGAAAUCAGCCUUCACAUUCACAAAAGGUGAAGAGGGGCCAAGCAAACUACAGGGAAGAGGAAAGAGAGAGCAGGAAAAGCUUAAAUAUUAGUGUGACAUUUUCCAGAUUUGCUGUAAAAGCCUGGAGAUAUAUUGUCUGUGAAGGUAGGCAGGUUUAUGAUAUUGUCUGUUAAAAUACAUUGAUGCCAAGUGAAUACCAUUCAAAUUGGUUUUCUGUCUACCUACAGUAGUGGCUAGAAAAAAAUCAGCUUUCAUUUUUAUAGGAUGCAUAAUGGAUAUGUGGAAAGUCUUGAUAUUUAUUACUCUGUAUGAAAAUUCUUUGUAAAUUUAUUGUUUUCACGAUGAGAGAUCUGUAUCUGGUUUUCUUCCUUGUCUAGAAAAAGAUUCAAUGGGUUCUUCCUCCACAUGUUACAUCCUUGUGGCUAAACUGCAUCUAAUUAUUCCAAGAUUUUAUGUUGUUCCAUUCGUAAUAGUGAAAUUUUUAAGCAAGGGUCCUGUGCACCAUAGAUCUUUUGAGAGAGUUUUUUUCCUUCUUCUUCUAGCAUAAAUGUAAAGCAUUAGGAGGAAAUUUCUCUAAGUGCCUCAACGUGGCUGCUAAAUCGAGAUGCUGAAAGUAUAUUAUUGCAUGCAUGAAUGGCUUUUACCUUACAGGUUUGCUAAUUAGAAAUACCGGAGUACCUGAUGCGGAUGCACAUUUCUCAUUUAUUUUCAAAAUUCAAAGAUUUUAUCCAGUCGGUAAAAAAAUAAUGUGUUACAGAAAAAAAAAAGAGGCUGAAUUUGCAAAUUUAUCCCUUCAUUUCCAAAUUCUUUUUUUUUUUUUUUCACUGCAUGCGGUAUCUUCUUUUCUUCAGACAAUGCUACUGCUACUUAUCUAUGCACAAUAUCAAAAAUAUGAUCUAACUAUCCUGUUGAGAGUUAAUGCAUACAAUAAUACAUUAAACAUGGAAUAUCAUAACAGCUAUUAAGUAGUGAAGAGGGCCACCGGGAUGAUGCCUCAUUAUCAAUGUAGUUUAUUAGCAAAAUGCUGCUUUACUCCUGAUUGUCAGUGUGCUACUCUUGGGAUGAGGAGCGGUGGGUUUACCAAAACCCACCUAAUACUUGUUCCACUGGUGGACCAUGUGUAUCUCUUCCCACCUCUGUGUUCAGAAGGGAAAAACAUGGGAUGGCAGAUUGUUAUUCUCCUGGAUGAGCAUGGGUUGUCUGCCUUAGAGAAGAGCAAGGAGCUCUCUAGACUCCAUGGACAACUGCCUGGACCCCCAUUGCCUGGAAGAGGCACUCAGACACCUCGUUCACGUAUGGACACCUACCUUGAGAGGUGAGAUUAAAUUGAAAUGUUUAUGGUCUAGGACUGAAGCUCUCUCCGGGUGAUAGCAAGGUCGUGAAGAGCUAAGCCUGACUGGUAUUAUUGCACCUUUAGGCGCAAUGCAGGUAAUUUGCAGUGAGCUGCCAUUUUACCCACUUGCACUGGAGCUUCGGGCUGGGCUGGCCCUCACCUUGCCCUGUGGAGGGAAGGAGCUUUCUGGCUGGUGAUGCAGGGAUGACAGGGAGCUGCUGCAUAGAAUCAUAGAAUUGUUUGGGUUGGAAGGGACCUUAAAGAUCAUCGAGUUCCAGCCCCCCUGCCAUGGGCAGGGACACCUCCCACUAGAGCAGGUUGCUCAAAGCCCCAUCCAGCCUGGCUUUGAACACCUCCAGGGAUGGGGCAUCCACAACUUCUCUGGGCUACUUGGUCCAGUGUCUCUCACAACCCUCACAGUAAAGAAUUUUUUUCUAGUAUCUAAUCUGAAUCUCCCCUCUUUCAAUUUAAAACCAUUACCCCUCAUCCUAUUGCUAUACUUCCUGAAAAAAAGUCCCUCCUCACCCUCCCCAU
Calidris pugnax (ruff) is the source of this 3778-nucleotide messenger RNA. It is a transcript of the gene HS6ST3, whose product is annotated as heparan sulfate 6-O-sulfotransferase 3. The record is from RefSeq and is a predicted model, not a curated record. Gene Ontology annotation, molecular function: heparan sulfate 6-sulfotransferase activity. Lineage: Eukaryota; Metazoa; Chordata; Aves; Charadriiformes; Scolopacidae. Gene Ontology annotation, cellular component: membrane. The transcript has 3 exons. Bases 1 to 1170 code for a protein of 389 amino acids.